AUGAGUUCAGAAAAGGAGUUUAAGUAUCAUUCAAGGUGUAAGAAGUUGAAGAUCACACAUAUGAUGUUUGCUGAUGAUCUACUCAUGUUUGCUAGAGCUGAUGUGCCUUAUGUUACAGCUUUGUUUGGAGCUUUUACUAAAUUCUCAACUGCCUCUGGCCUCAAUGCAAAUUUGCACAAAAGUGAAGUGUAUACAGCUGAUGUUCCUGAUGAUAUUUCAAGUCAAACUGUUGCUAGGAUUGGCAUCCAGAAAGGUAACUUUCCUUUUAGGUAUUUAGGGGUACCUCUGACAACUAGAAAGUUGAGCUUUACUGACUGCAAUCCCCUUAUUGAGAGAACGAUUUUUGUCAUGCCUAAGAAGGUCAUGAAGGAGCUGAGAUUCAAAGAAUCUGUAGGUGCUUUCUGUGGACAGCAAGACAGGUUAUGGGUGAAGUGGAUCCACACUUAUUAUGUGAAACAGUUUGAUUUCUGGACAAUGCCCAUUACCUCUGGGAUAACUUGGUCUUUGAGGAAGAUUUGGCAAUACAUAGAUGUUUUGAUGCAAGCAGGUGGGGUGAACCAGUGCAUUGGAAGAGAAUUGUCUGUAAUAGUAAGGCUAGUCCUAAGGGGACUUUUCAUCACUUGGUUAGCUUUACAAAAGAGACUUCCUACUAAGAGUAGGUUGAUUAGUUGGAAUAUAUCAAUGGAGAUUGUGAAUCCUGUCAGGUGCAUGAGGAAAGGUUGA
Molecule: messenger RNA, 723 nt
Organism: Spinacia oleracea (spinach)
Lineage: Eukaryota; Viridiplantae; Streptophyta; Magnoliopsida; Caryophyllales; Amaranthaceae
Exons: 4
Coding region: 1-723 (240 amino acids)
Source: RefSeq, a predicted model, not a curated record